GGGAGUAGCCUGGACCGUACCGAUGUGUUCACUAGGUAGGGGGAGCCCUUGGAAAAUUAUAGACCAGAGGUUGACAUGGUGAACCCUGGAAGCAAAGAAUAGUGAAAAUGUAAUUUAUAUUUGUCCUAAAAUGGAAGUAAUGAGGAAAUUAACUCAUGCUUCUAGCUUCGAUAGGAAUGUGAUAGAGAAUUUCCCCUGCAGGUGCUUCGUAUGGUGCGCUCCGCUGGAUCACGUGAGCCAGUUCCAAGAUGGCGGCAGGGGUGGCCGGGUGGGGGGUUGAGGCAGAGGAGUUCGAAGAUGCGCCUGAUGUGGAGCCGCUGGAGCCUACGCUUAGCAACAUCAUCGAGCAGCGCAGCCUGAAGUGGAUCUUCGUCGGGGGCAAGGGUGGAGUGGGCAAGACCACCUGCAGCUGCAGUCUGGCAGUCCAGCUCUCCAAGGGGCGUGAGAGUGUGCUGAUCAUCUCCACAGACCCAGCUCACAACAUCUCAGAUGCUUUUGACCAGAAGUUCUCAAAGGUGCCUACUAAGGUCAAAGGCUAUGACAACCUCUUUGCUAUGGAGAUUGACCCCAGCCUGGGUGUGGCGGAGCUGCCUGACGAGUUCUUCGAGGAGGACAACAUGCUGAGCAUGGGCAAGAAGAUGAUGCAGGAGGCCAUGAGCGCAUUUCCCGGCAUCGAUGAGGCCAUGAGCUAUGCCGAGGUCAUGAGGCUGGUGAAGGGCAUGAACUUCUCGGUGGUGGUGUUUGACACGGCACCCACGGGCCACACACUGAGGCUGCUCAACUUCCCCACCAUCGUGGAGCGGGGCCUGGGCCGGCUUAUGCAGAUCAAGAACCAGAUCAGCCCUUUCAUCUCACAGAUGUGCAACAUGCUGGGCCUGGGGGACAUGAACGCAGACCAGCUGGCCUCCAAGCUAGAGGAGACUCUGCCCGUCAUCCGCUCAGUCAGCGAGCAGUUCAAGGACCCUGAGCAGACAACUUUCAUCUGCGUAUGCAUUGCUGAGUUCCUGUCCCUGUAUGAGACAGAGAGGCUGAUCCAGGAGCUGGCCAAGUGCAAGAUCGACACGCACAAUAUCAUUGUCAACCAGCUUGUCUUCCCUGACCCCGAGAAGCCCUGCAAGAUGUGUGAGGCCCGCCACAAGAUCCAGGCCAAGUAUCUGGACCAGAUGGAGGACCUGUAUGAAGACUUCCACAUCGUGAAGCUGCCGCUGUUACCCCAUGAGGUGCGGGGGGCAGACAAGGUCAACACCUUCUCGGCCCUCCUCCUGGAGCCCUACAAGCCCCCCAGUGCCCAGUAGCACAGCUGCCAGCCCCAACCGCUGCCAUUUCACACUCACCCUCCACCUUCCCCACCCCCUCGGGGCAGAGUUUGCACAAAGUCCCCCCCAUAAUACAGGGGGAGCCACUUGGGCAGGAGGCAGGGAGGGGUCCAUUCCCCCUGGUGGGGCUGGUGGGGAGCUGUAGUUGCCUCCUACCUCUCCCACCUCUUGCUCUUUAAUAAAAUGAUGUUAAACUGC
Messenger RNA from Piliocolobus tephrosceles (Ugandan red Colobus), 1514 nucleotides. It is a transcript of the gene GET3, whose product is annotated as guided entry of tail-anchored proteins factor 3, ATPase. NCBI's taxonomy places the organism in Eukaryota, Metazoa, Chordata, Mammalia, Primates, Cercopithecidae. Gene Ontology annotation, molecular function: ATP binding; ATP hydrolysis activity. The record is from RefSeq and is a predicted model, not a curated record. Gene Ontology annotation, biological process: tail-anchored membrane protein insertion into ER membrane. Bases 249 to 1295 code for a protein of 348 amino acids. Gene Ontology annotation, cellular component: GET complex. The transcript has 7 exons.